Molecule: messenger RNA, 3550 nt
Organism: Eurytemora carolleeae
Lineage: Eukaryota; Metazoa; Arthropoda; Copepoda; Calanoida; Temoridae
Exons: 2
Coding region: 98-3226 (1042 amino acids)
Biological process (GO): negative regulation of actin filament polymerization
Cellular component (GO): cytoskeleton; cytoplasm
Molecular function (GO): protein binding
Source: RefSeq, a predicted model, not a curated record
ACUGUUAAAGUUCUGUUCUUAGGCUAGAGAAGCUCGUCUUCGGCGUGAGCGCGGCGAGGACGAAUUUAACGAGGAUUGGAGGCUGUAUGACGAGGCUAUGGAUACGGACGACGAAGAUUUAGAUAUGAGAGUUGCAAAGAUGUCUGACAGCCUGAGACGGAAAUACUCAAUUCCAAACCUGAACAGACGAGCCCGGAGCGAGUCUCCAUAUGCAAAGUGUUCCACCAUACAUCCAGAGGAAUUUAUUUCCUUUCAGAGGAAAAGAUCCACGUCCUGUGGCUUCAACUCCGAUAGCUCUGAUAUCUCUCCGACCGCCGGAGGCCGGAAGUACUAUAAUAAAGAUUCUGUUGAGUUUGCGGAGAAGGUUGGAAACAUUCCCAAACCAAGGAUGGUUAAUCAAGAGGUUAACACGGACCCUGAGCAUGAAUCUAAACCUAAACUUGAGAUGAAAGAGAGAAGCAGUAACACGGAUCCUGCUCCUAAAUCACCUCCCACACCUAGAAAAGUCCAUCAUGGUACAAACACACUUAAGAUAAGAUCAAUACCAAAAGCAACGUCAACGGAGAUGAAAAUGGGUGAGAUGAUAUCAAAAGAUGAGAUGGAGUUAAAGAUUAAAGAAGUGAUGUUCAAAACUGAGGAAGAGAUUAUGAGUUGUCCGUUGCUUCAAAAAGCUCUACAAAAAGUGGAAGAAGAAGCAGUAAAUGGUCCCCCGCCCAGCAAGGAUAUAUCAGAAAAGGCUUGUCAAGUCGGGAUGGAAAACCUAAGACCGUUCGUAAUUGAUGUUGGAUUACAGUGCAAGCUGGGCAAUGAUUAUAGGGCAGUAGACAAGGUUGAUUCUUGGUGUCAAAUUACUCCCAAACCAGUUGAAAGUUAUGAUGUUGCUUGUGGAUUUUCAGAGGUUGAGAGGAUGGGUCUUUUGAGAACAAUUGGCGUUGGAGAUUUCCAGAUAAUAGAGGAUCCAAAAGAGCCUUCUAAGUAUAGAACAGUGGGCGUAUGCACUGAGAAAUGGGUUGAGAUCAUCCGAGCUUCUAAACAGACAGACACUGAAGAUUUUGCAUUUAAAGACACUGAGUCACCUAGAGUGGCAGAUAUGGUGUUUGAACCUGUAGAAUUGCCGGAACGGGUGAACCAGCGUUUGUCAAGCCUGACUGCUCCAUGUCUAAGAAAAUCUUCAUCCCCCAGCGUGUCCCGAAGGUCAUCAACUAACUCUGAUAGAGGAGGAUCAAGGAAACCUUCGGCUCUCACAACCCCGCCCAAGAUUGAGCUGAAAACAAAGGGUACAAUGACAGAUGCUCAACCAAAAUCAAAAACGAAAGAUGUCAAGGUUGGAGAUUCCUUGCUCACAAAAUCUGUGUCAACAUCAGCAAUGAUAUUGCCUCUGGUGAAAAACGCCCUCCAUCUACCACCUGGAAGUCCUAUUUCCACACCAGACCUAGAAAAUCCAGCUGUGUCCUUAAAUCUUUGUGAUAAAUGUGAGAAGGACAUUCAUAAUGUUGCUGAAGGGAUAAUAUCAGGACCAGCUCCAACAACUCCAAGCAUAGCCCCUCCAUCUUCUGAUAUGCCCUGGCUCUCCAAGAUUCCCCGACCUAUUGAGGAUUCAGAAGCUAAGAAAGUGAAAGCCGCCAGCUCUACAUCAAACCUUUCUGUAAUGAACAGAUCGUUGAGCCCUGGCAUGCAAAGGUCUAAAUCAAACCUGGAACCAGUCUACAUGCAACGAUCUAAAUCCAAUCUUGAGCCCAGUAACAGAAAAUUAGUCUCCAUAUCAGGAACUAGCACACCGCCACCUGUUCGUAGAAAUAUGGGAACCCCUCCACCUCAUCCUAAUCUUCAAUCAGGGGGGAGCAAACGAGCUCCAUCCCCUUUAACAAGGUCAUCAACUCCAAACCUGAAUUCAAGCUCGGAGAAGAAGAGUCUAAUCCCCAAAUUUUCUCCCUCUUUGAGUAAAAAGAUGAUAGAAUCUUCAGAAAAAUCUUCUAUUCCUUCAUCUCCCACUACAGAAGUACGGUCAUUUAUUCCUCGUGUUGUAACCCCUCCUGCACUAAGGAAGAUGUUUCCUACCUGCAAAUCUGAUAAACUUUCUAACCCUGACAGAGAUGUGAUAAGGAAGAAAACUAUUGACAAAUCUAACACAGGGGUUGGAAAUAUGGAGUUAGAUAAGGGUGCUGAGAAAUCCUCAAGACCCUUCAACCGUCAGAUGACAAGAUCAAUUGAUGAGGUGCUAUUUGAAGAUUCAGGAGAAGAAACAGAAACUAUUGAUGAUACUCCAGAAAAGAAACUAUCCGACUCCUUUCCCCUCCCUGGUUCAGCUCUUUUUGCACCAAUAGAUGAAAACAGGAAAAAGGCAGAACCCUCCAAGGAAAUGAUGUCAGCCUUGAAAGUUCUACACGAUUCUAUAUCACGAGGGGCAUCCAGGUCAAACGCCCAGGUCACCAACGCUGUCAAUAUCAUUCAACAAGAGUGGUUUAAAUCUUCCUCUACUAAAACAUCUAAUCCUCUAGAUGUAGAUGAUUAUCUUGAUACUAUUGAAGAUAUGUCCAAGGAACUGCUGGACAGAGUUGUGAAUCUUGUAGAUGUAAAUGGAAACACUGCCCUCCACUAUUCUGUUUCACAUGGAAACUUUGAUGUAGUUUCUGUUCUUCUUGAUUCUAAGGUUGCAAACCCUAACAUAUUAAACAAGGCUGGAUACACUUGCUGUAUGCUUAUAUCCCUUGCAACAAUCAGCAGUGAAACUCACCGAGCUGUUGUUCGUCGGCUCUUCUUGUUAGCUGAUGUCAACAUGCGAGCUAGCCAACAUGGGCAAACAGCAAUGAUGCUAGCGGUAAGUCAUGGACGUUUGGACAUGGUUACUCUUCUACAAGAAGCCGGAGCAGAUAUUAACAUAAGAGAUGAAGAUGGUAGUACAGCACUUAUGUGCGCUGCAGAGCAUGGUCAUGUUGACAUAGUCAAACUCUUCCUUCAGCAUCCAGAUAUAAACCUCAGCGCGACAGAUAAUGAUGGGCUAACCGCUUUGUCCGUUGCUAUGGAAGCAGGCCACCGGGACAUAGGUGUCUUGUUGUACGCCAAUAUGUCCUUUUCCAGGGGAACCAGCCCACAUUCAUCAUUGAGGAUGAAAAGAACACCCUCCAGGAACUCUACAGCAACCCCUGGAUCUUUAUCCGGGAUAACUUCAUCAUCUCCCAUCCCUCCCACUCCACCAAUCCGCUCACGUAGAAAUUCAUCCAAUUGAUCAUUCUUGCACUCAACACUAUACAGUGCGUUUUAGUGAAAAUCUAAAAUUAAUAUUUUAGAGAAUUGUUAUUAAUGAGAUUUUGUUUUAGUCCUGAAUGUGCACGUUUACUAAUAUACAAAAAUAUGCACUAUGAUAAUAUUAAUCAAUGGGAAAUUCAUCAAUUCUAAAAAUAUUUUAUAAGAAAUAAAAAAGUGAUGAAAAAGUUAAGAAAUGCUGAUACACUGUAACUAACAAAAUGCACACCUGCGUUUAAAAAGCUUUGUUUAAAUCGUAAAAAAUAAAAUCUUUAUGAAUGUAUUCAAUAAAUGAUUAACAAACUUU